Messenger RNA from Symbiodinium pilosum, 1746 nucleotides. Lineage: Eukaryota; Dinophyceae; Suessiales; Symbiodiniaceae. The record is from the annotation of a GenBank genome assembly.
AUGCUCAGGAAAGGCGGCCUGGGGGGUGGCCAAGUGGCCGCCGCGGCGCCAGCCAAGAAGAAGGCGAAGCAUCCUGCUCUAGGUGUCGUCCGCCUGGACUACGAAUAUCCGCCAGCCCCGGGAGACUCUGACCAUCCAGGCAGCUUUGGAUAUGAGGUCUACUACAGAUGCUGCCCAGGCUUGACUUUUGAGAUGUGCCAGGAAGGCCAUUUCCCCGAAGAUGUCGAGCGCCGCUUCGCCGAUGCCAUCAAGCAUCUUGAGGCUCGUGGAUGUUCUGCCAUCACUGGUGACUGUGGCUUCAUGAUGGCCUUCCACGUGAUCGCGAGGAAGAUUGCAGCCAAGCCCAUCUUCAUGUCCUCCAUGGUGCAAUGCCCUAUCAUCGCGGCCUCCCUGGAGCCAAAGGACCAGAUUCUGCUGCUCACCGCCAACGAUCAUCAUCUGAAGCCGCAAAAGACAGUGUUGCUGAGUACUUGCGGCUUUGACGUUGACGAGGAUCGUUUUAUCAUCAAGGGCUGCCAGAUGGUACCGGGUUUCGAGGCGGUGGCGUUGGGUGGCAAAGUGCCGCUGGAGAAAGUGCAGCCAGGAAUUGUGCAGCUGGUGAAGGAUACGAUGAAGCAGCACCCGCGCAUCUCUGCUAUCCUUCUGGAAUGCACGGAGCUACCGCCUUACGCGGAUGCGCUGCGUUACCACACCGGCUUGCCUGUUUGGGAUGCCGUUACUGCCGCCGAUUUCUACAUCUCUGCGCACCAAGACAAUCCAAGGUUCGGCCACAACGAUUGGCAGGAAGCAUGGGAUGGCACGCACGAGGAGUAUGAGCUCGGCCUCAACCUCACAAAGGAUGAGCUGUCAUUGGUGGUAAGCAAGCACAAGUGGAAGGAGGAGAAGAAGUCCCGUGCCCUGCACAAGAAGAAGAAGCUGGACAAGGUUCAGAAGAAGGUUCGCAAACAGCAGUCUCCCAUGCUGGGCAUUCUGCGCUUGGACUACAACUACCCCCCCGCGGCGGGCGACAUCGAUCAUCCCGGAAGCUACGACUACGAUGUGCUGUUUCGUGUGGUGCCUGGCUUCACUUUCGAGAUGGCACAAGCUGGAAAGCUCUCCCCCGAAGUCGAGAAGGAGUUCAGGCUCGCCGUGAAGUGGCUGGAGGACAAGGGGUGCUGUGGCAUCACUGGAGACUGUGGAUUUAUGAUGGCUUUCCAGCCUCUGGCGCGUGAAGUUGCCCGCGUCCCUUGCUUCAUGAGCUCCAUGAUGCAGUGCCCCAUGAUCUCUGUUGCCUUCGACAAGUACGACAAGGUGUUGAUUCUCACUGCGAAUGAUGACACGCUGAAGCCGCAAAAGGAGACGCUUCUGAGCCAGUGCGGAUUCGAUGUGGACGAUGCCCGCUUCAUGAUCCGGGGUUGUCAGGAUGUUCCUGGCUUCGACGCGGUUGCGAAGGGUGAGAAGGUGGACACGGAGUACGUUCAGCCGGGCAUCGUCUACAUGGUGAAAGAGAUCCUGAAGAAGAACGCCUCUAUCCGCGCCAUCUUGCUUGAAUGCACGGAGUUGCCGCCUUACGCCGACGCCCUCCGCCACGAGACACGGCUGCCCGUCUUCGAUGCUAUCACCAAUGCCGACUUCUUUUUGUCCGCCCGGCAGGACAAUCCUCGCUUUGGCUUUAAUCAGUGGCAGCUCGAUUGGGAUGGCGAACAGGAAGACUACGAGUUUGGGCAGCACCUCACUGCCGAGCAGGCAGCAAGACUGAUCAACUAA